AUGAAUGCAGAAUUUUCAACAUUGACAAAAACCUAUGAUCAUAAAAUGGAAAUUGUUAUACGUAAUUAUAAAUUACAAAUGGAACGAUUAGAUAAAGAAUUCGAAGUGGAAAUGAAACGUAUUCGAUCAGAAACUUCUAAAGAAGAGCGUACAUUUAAAGAUCGUUUAAAAAGUGAAAUUGAUACAUAUGAUCGUGCUAUGCGUAAAGCUGCUAAACGUGAUCUUAAUAAAUUUGAUCAUAUUCAAUCAUCUAAUUAUGAUAUUAAAUCAAAUUCAUCAUUAACUUCAUUAAAAUCAAAUCAUUCCACUAAUAAUAAUGACAAUAAUAAUAAUAAUUCACUUGUUUCACAACGUUUAACAUUGUUUCGUGAAAAUCAAGAAUCACGUAUGAAUAGUCGUAUUUAUGAUUUACAUAAUGAAUAUAAUAAACGUCGAAAUUUAAUACAUUCAGAAUAUUUAAAUGAAAUUCAUACAUUAAGAUUAAAUUUUGAAGAAGAUAAAUGGAGAACAGAACAUCGUUUUUUAUCUAUGAAACAUCAGUUGGAUAGAAAUCGUCAACUAGACUUAUUUAUGAUUAAACGUGAACAAUUAACUGGUCGAUCGGAACUUGAAUUAACGGAAUUGAAACAGACAAUCAACAUGGAACGAAGUAAACUUCAAGCAAUUCAUUCCAUAGAGAGAAAAAAUUGUAUAAAAUCUAUGAAGUCUGUUAACAAACGUAGUAUUCUGACAUUACAACGCCAAUCUAGAAUCAAUACCAUCCAAUUGAAUGAAGCUCAAAAGCGUAUGAAUGAAGAAUUGGAAUUGUUAGAAUCGAAACAUAAAGCUCAAACGGAUGAAUUAGAACAGAGUAUACAUUUUCGAUUACAAGAAUUAGAACAAAGUACCAUUGAGAAACGUAAUGCUUUAAUUGAUCAAGAGACUAAACGUUUACAAGAAUUAGAUAAUCGACAUCAAAAUGAAAUGCGUAUCUAUUCAGAAUCUUUACCUCGAAUAAAAGCUUUAAUGAAAGAACAAUUUGCUCAAGAAUAUAAAGAAGAUUCUUUUAAAAUAAAUUAUAAUAAUUAUCGAUCAUAUAGUCCAAAAUCUCAUCGGCAUAGAUUACCAAUUCCUAUAUCAAGUUUAACAAAUCUACGUUGGGGUUCACUUUCUAAUUCAAAUACAAAAUUAAAUAAUAUAUUAGAAUCUCGACCAAGUCGAUUGAUUACAUUAUUCUCUUCAGAUUUAAAUCAUAAUAAGACAAGUUCAUCGGAUUCAAUGUGA
Messenger RNA from Schistosoma mattheei, 1263 nucleotides. The record is from the annotation of a GenBank genome assembly. NCBI's taxonomy places the organism in Eukaryota, Metazoa, Platyhelminthes, Trematoda, Strigeidida, Schistosomatidae.